AUGGACGACCGUGGCGCCAAUACCGAGAUAUCGCCUCCCAACCCCAAGCGAAUGCACCGCAAGAAGGCGCCCUUUGCCUGCGAGGCGUGCCAGAAGCGCAAGUCGCGAUGCGAGGUGUUCUCUGCCACCUCUGAUGUGUGCCAUCGAUGCGACCUUCUUGGCACAGAGUGCACGCUGGCGGCCCUUCGCGGUUCCAUCCAGUCGGCCAUCCCCACCCGCACCGUUGAUGGCACCGAUGGGAGUGACGCCGGCCGUUCAUCAGGCUUGAACGCCGACGCCCUCAAAGUCCUGGUUGAGCACAUCGACCAACGUACCAGCGAAAUUGUGCGGCUGCUGCACAACAAAAGCCACUCUACGUCUUCCACGCCUCCAUUCUUCUCCCCUGGCGCUGUUAGCGCUCGAGAGGAUGGAGUCGGGGACGGCGACGACAUUGAACCCGAGGUCUGGGAGCUGUUGCACCACAGCAAUGGUGUGGCAUUGCAAGUGAUGACGGGCCUCAAUAUUCACGACCGCACUAGCUUUCACGAUCCUGUGCUGAACGGAGUACUGUCAGAGUUGGAAUUCGACAAUGUGUGCCUGCAAUUCAGCACACAUAUUCGUCAAACGUCCCCUGUCGAUGCGCUCCUCGCAGAUCCCCCCCUUCUGCGUCACCCGUUUCUUCGCUGUGCGAUUGUGCAUUUCAUGUCAUUCGCCCGUUCAUCGUCGUUGGAGGACACGGUGGCCCACCGCAAGGUUGAAGCAAUGAUGCUCGCCAACCUCAACCUCCUUGAUGACGCAAACCCUUCGCCAGCGACAUUGAUUGGGUUGCUCAUUCUCUGUCUCUCCCCUGCGAGUGGAUUUGAGCGCCGGUUCCAGAGGUCAUAUGCACCUCCUGGGAUCAUUGCACGUGCCUCGUCGAUCGCGCACGGGUUGGGUCUGGAGGAUGCAGUCGAACGCGCCCGACAAGAGUCCGAAAAGGACCUAGUUGAGGCCACAUGCUUCCAGCCUCUGAUAGUCAAACUGGCAUUGUUCUACACAUUGUUACAUCAAUCAGCCUGGUCUGACAUAUACUUGAGUCCGUCCCUCUCGAACCGCCACACAGCAUCUUCGCCCUUGACAUCCAUUCUGUCGCUAGGAAGCAUCCGAAAGCUACAGUCACCCCUCCUCAUUCACCUCUACUAUGAAAGUACCUUACUGGCUCAAAUUGCCCACAUGUCCACGGCCCUCCAACGAGUCCGGACGGCCAGCAUAUUUGACCGACCACGACACAUGGUGCUGAAGCACCGAAUGGAAGAGUACGACACGUUUAUAAAGCAAUGGCGUAUAGACGUCGAACAAGAACAAUCCCUUGAAUCGAAGCAUUUUCUGGUACUCAACUCCAUCUUUCUGGAGUGUCUCAUGUGUCUUAAAAUCAGCACCGAUGCCGGUACGCUCCUUCCGUCGCCCAUCGUAAUUGAGGACCGCAUGCCGUUCCGCAUGGCAUUUGGCGAACGGAUGAUCGGUUGUAUGCGACAGCUGGUCAGCUUUAUCACCUCGUCGCCACUCAAACUUUCGCACGCACCUUCAUUUUUCCUCACGCUAUCAUUCCUGCCCUUUAGAGGUCUCCUCAACGCGACUCUGAUCGACCCCGGCAUGUUGCCGAUCGUUCAGUCCCUGGAAUUUGGCCAGUUUCGCGACAUACUUGUGAACACGCAUCCAAUGUCGCCCGCCAUGGUGGAUAAGAUCUGCCAGUCACAACCGCCCGGAGGGUGGAAGAUGGUAGUGGAGGAGCGCGAAGCUGCGACACGGACACCGUCGAUGGCCGAGCUUGUUGACACAACGUAA
Apiotrichum porosum is the source of this 1803-nucleotide messenger RNA. RefSeq lists its product as uncharacterized. The coding region runs from base 1 to 1803 and encodes 600 amino acids. The transcript has 6 exons. Lineage: Eukaryota; Fungi; Basidiomycota; Tremellomycetes; Trichosporonales; Trichosporonaceae. Gene Ontology annotation, biological process: regulation of DNA-templated transcription. The record is from RefSeq and is a predicted model, not a curated record. Gene Ontology annotation, molecular function: DNA-binding transcription factor activity, RNA polymerase II-specific; zinc ion binding.